GCUACAUUGAAGCAGCCUUGGCAGUGUGAAGAAUGAUGGAAGAGGUGACCGGGCAGAAGAGUGUGAUCCUUGGGCUACUGGACAAGGGCAAGGAUGAGAAGAAGUCAGAGGUCAGACAGAAGGCAGAGGCUUCCAUCCUGGCCACGGCAGGAGAUGAGGCAAUUCCUGCCAUCGGCGUCACUCGUCUCAUCACACAGGUUGUGGAGGACUUCUGUUCAAGUGCAUGGCCUGGCGAGAGGAUCCAAGGCCUCUUUGCACUGCGCGAGCUGACCUUCGUUCUGGAGAAGGACCGUGUGCAGUGCUAUGUGCAACAGAUCACAAAGCCGGUCCUUCUCAGCUUUUCCGACGAGGACGCGCAGGUGAGGUACAAGGCCUGCGAGGCCUUCUACAACAUCGCCAAAGUCAUGCGCUCCGGCAUCCUGCAGGAUAUGGGCGCUGUCUUCGAUGGACUUUGCAGGCUCUACACAGACGUGGAGCAGAACAUCAAGGAGGGCGCCCAGAGCCUGGAUCGGCUGGUGCGGGACAUCGUCGUGGAGCAGCGCCAUUUCGACUACUCCGCGCUAAUUCCCCUCAUCACCUCCAGGAUUCACGUUUUGAAUCCAUCCGUGCGGCAACUGGUCUUGGGCUGGAUCGUAUUGCUGGACUCACUGCCGCAGGUGGAUAUGAUUGCCUUCCUGCCGCACUACUUGGAGGGUCUCUUCGGCAUCCUGGCCAGCGACAACCGGGACUUCCGGCUCAAGGC
Effrenium voratum is the source of this 742-nucleotide messenger RNA. The record is from the annotation of a GenBank genome assembly. Lineage: Eukaryota; Dinophyceae; Suessiales; Symbiodiniaceae.